This is a messenger RNA of Limulus polyphemus (Atlantic horseshoe crab), 1103 nucleotides long. RefSeq names its product integrin alpha-4-like. The annotation marks the transcript as partial. Gene Ontology annotation, molecular function: integrin binding. Gene Ontology annotation, cellular component: integrin complex; external side of plasma membrane. Gene Ontology annotation, biological process: cell-cell adhesion; cell adhesion mediated by integrin; integrin-mediated signaling pathway. The record is from RefSeq and is a predicted model, not a curated record. The transcript has 11 exons. NCBI's taxonomy places the organism in Eukaryota, Metazoa, Arthropoda, Merostomata, Xiphosura, Limulidae.
UCUCCUAAAAGUUUAUGGAAAUGAACGUAUACUAUGUUACUACCGAAUCUUUUGCAAUUUAUCGUUGUUCUUUCCUCGUUCAAAGUUGAGGCCAAUGGCAGCGUUAAUUACUGCACCUCAGGCCAAUUGCUCUACCCGAUUUCGUGAAAUCUAUCAACCUGGUGUUUUAUACAAAUGUUCUGUAAAUAACCAAGUAUGUGAAGAAGUGGAACUGUACAAAGAAGGAAACACAGAGUUUAAAAAUGGAGAGGAGUACACCUACCACGACUUAAAAAAUGGAUCUUGGCUGGGGGUUAGUUUAGCCGUCCAACCAGGUGGCGAAAAUUUUAUUGUGACUUGUGGGCAUCUAUGGAAGAACCAACGUUAUAAUAACAUUUACUUAACCAAUGGUAUUUGUUACGUUAUUGACAGAGAACUCAAUCCGAACUCUGUUAUCAAGUUAGCACCAUUCUCACGAAAAAGUAAACAAAGUAUUCAGGAGCACAAAAUAUAUUACCACGCCUUCGCCUUGGGUGGAUUCUCUGCGGCUUACAGUGAGGAGAGCUACGACUUUUUGUUAGGAGCGCCAGGGAUUUAUGAUUGGACAGGAUCUGUUGCGGAUUUCAGAACUGGAAAGAAGACAAAUGAUACUACUUUGGUUGGAAUUCCUAUGCCUCCUUGGAAUCAAGAUCCAUCUCAGCAAGCUUAUAUAGGUUACUCUGUGACUAUGGGCAGAUUUUUUGAAUUUGGAGGAGAGUUAUUUGUGACAGGAGCACCACGAGAUGCUGAUAAUAAGGGCAGAGUUUACAUAUUUGAUGCUUUGAGUAGUUUUGAUCCAGUGUUUGCUGUUAAGGCCAAAAAAGAAGGUGAACAGAUGGGAGAAUAUUUUGGAGCAGUAGUUUUGGGAAUCAACUUGAAUAACGAUCGAUUCACAGACCUUAUUGUUGGAGCUCCAUUGCAUUCCAAAGAAUCAGGAGGAGAUGAAGGAAAAAUUUAUGUAUAUAUCAGUGAUGGUGUGGGUCUACAGAAUACUGAAUAUACAAUAAUGGGAUCUGAGAAGCCAAAUGCCAGAUUUGGAUCUGCAAUAGCAAAUGCUGGAGAUCUCAAUCAAGAUGGAUAUUUAG